Saxophila tyrrhenica is the source of this 1038-nucleotide messenger RNA. RefSeq lists its product as uncharacterized. The record is from RefSeq and is a predicted model, not a curated record. Gene Ontology annotation, cellular component: cytoplasm. The coding region runs from base 1 to 1038 and encodes 345 amino acids. Gene Ontology annotation, molecular function: 2-dehydropantoate 2-reductase activity. Gene Ontology annotation, biological process: pantothenate biosynthetic process. Lineage: Eukaryota; Fungi; Ascomycota; Dothideomycetes; Mycosphaerellales; Extremaceae. The transcript has a single exon.
AUGCCCACUCGGGUCUUAAUAGUAGGCGCAGGCGCCAUCGGAGCCUUCUUCGGAUCCCGCCUGGCCACCCUCCCGCAGGUCUUCGUCUCCGCACUCUGCAGAAGCAACUACAAUGCCGUCAAAGCCAAUGGUCUCAAAGUUGCCAGCCCCAAUUUUGGAGAAUACGUCUUCAAGCCAGAGUUCACGUUCGAUAGCCCGGAUCAAGCACGCCGGGUGACGCGGGAGAAGAAACUGACCUGGGAUUAUAUGUUGGUUGCAACGAAAGUGUUACCUGAAGUCAACGAUGAUAGCAAGCUGCUUGAAGGGCUGGUCAGCGACGAGACCGGCAUCGUGCUAGUCCAAAAUGGGUUGGGGAUAGAGAAGCCAUAUCGAAAACGCUUCUCAUCGACGACCAUCCUCAGCGCCGUCACGAUCGCUUCUGCUGUCCAGCCCGAGCCGGGCGUGAUCACCCACAAUCGAUGGACUCGUCUCUCAGUCGGUCCGUACAUACCAGACAACGACGCCGGCGGCAAUGAUACAGCUACAACCCGCACCAACACGUUCGUCAAACUCCUGCAAGAUGGAGGCAUUGCCGAUGCCAUCGCCUACCCGCCGACAUCACUCCAAUUCCUUCGCUGGCACAAGCUGGCUAUUAAUGCUGCCAUAAACGCCUCAUCCGUCCUCAGCGGUGGAUGUGGCAACGCUGCUCUUGCCAACGACCCAGAACUCGCAAAGCAUCUCCGAGGCGUGAUGGAGGAAGUCUUGUCAACGGGAGCGAAAGUUCUGGGCCAUGACACCUUUCCGUUCGAUAACCUCGGUUUCGCGACUCCGGAGCAAGUACUUGCCAGCGUGCGGCGGAACACCAGUGGAAGCCGGCCGAGCAUGUGGUGGGAUUGGGUUGAAGGUCGGAAGAUGGAGGUAGAGGCGAUUCUGGGUGAGCCGGUGAGGGUGGCGAGGAAGCACGACGUGGAGAUGCCGAGGGUGCAGAGUUUGUACGCGUUGUUGAGGAUGGCGCAGGUGAAGAGGGAUGGAGGAAUGGAAGGAAAAGGAAAGCUGUGA